Molecule: messenger RNA, 1833 nt
Organism: Plasmodium gallinaceum
Lineage: Eukaryota; Apicomplexa; Aconoidasida; Haemosporida; Plasmodiidae
Product: pre-mRNA splicing factor, putative
Exons: 1
Coding region: 1-1833 (610 amino acids)
Biological process (GO): mRNA splicing, via spliceosome
Cellular component (GO): catalytic step 2 spliceosome
Molecular function (GO): protein binding; mRNA binding
Source: RefSeq, a predicted model, not a curated record
AUGGAUUUAUUAAAAGAGUAUGAAGAUAAUGAAGAAUUGGAGAUAGAAUGUGAAAAAAAAUUAAAUAAUAUUGAUAGAUCAAAAGAUACCGAAGAAAUUACAAAUGAUAUAAAUGAAAAAAGUGAUGAGCAAAAAAGCGAAAAUAGUAAAUUAGCAAAUAUAUCUCCUAUAAAUAUAAUAAAUUGUGCUCCAGAUGUAAAUACAUUUGAUUUAGAAAUAAAAAAUUAUAAAGAAAAAUUCAAAAAUAUAGAAAAAAAAAUUGUAUUUGACAAUUCAGGAUUUCAUAAAAUACUGAGUAAACCACAACAAGGACCAAGUAUAAAUGAACAUUAUAACUUUUUAAAAAACGCAAAUAAAAAUCAUUUUAAUGGAAGUAUAGAACCAACUUAUUUAAAUAAAAAUGUAUUUGAUUAUCAAUAUAACCAAUUUAAUGUGAUGGGAAUAACUGAAAAUCCUUCACUAAGAAAUUUUUAUAGAAGUAAUUAUGAAAAUUUUAUAAUAUCUAAGGAUUUUGCUAAUGAUAUAGAAAAGAAAGAUGAGUUAACUGUAAAAAGAUAUAAAAAACAAAAAGUGAAAAAUAAUGAUUAUGUUUUAGAAAAAUAUAAAGGUCCUUGGGAAGAUAAGGAAGAAGAUACAAAGGGGGAUUUGAUAAAAGACCAUAAAAAAGAAAAAAACACAAAAGAUGAAGAAAUUAAAAAGGAUUUGGCUAAUACAGCGAAAAAAAAUGUAUUUAUAAAAUUGGAAUCUUGUAUACUAGAGGAGGCAGUAAAAAAAAAUAUAAUAAAAGAAAAAAACACUAUAUAUGAUAACAAAAUAAUUUCAACAUUGCAUAUAAAUGAAGAAAAAGAUGAUUAUUUUAAUAAGUCAUGGUUUGAAUUGCCAUCAGAGUAUAAAGAAAGAGACUUUAUAAUUGAAGAAAACUUCCCACCAAAAAAAGAAAUUCAUGAGUAUAAAGGUCACAAAAUGGGAGUACAAAAAAUUAGAUUUUUUCCCAAAUAUGGGAAUUAUAUUUUGUCUGCAUCUUUAGACCAUACAUUAAAAUUGUGGGGUGUAUAUAAAUCGAAAAAUUGCAUAAGAACAUAUAAGGGACAUUUUAAAGGAGUUAAAGAUGUUCUUUUUGAUAAGGAUGGUACAAAUUUUUUAAGUUGUAGUUACGACAAUAAUGUAAUUUAUUGGGAUACUGAAUAUGGGAAAAUAAAAGGAGUUUAUAGUCAAAAAAAAACUCCAUAUUGUUUAUGUCUAAAUCAUGAUGAUCCAAAUACAUUUUUAGUUGGUGGGGCAAAUAACAAAAUAUGCCAUUUUGAUUUUAGAUCUGGAAAUAUUGAAUUAGAAUAUAAUGAACAUUUACAAGCAAUAAACACAAUUACGUUAUGUGAAAAUAAUAAAAAAUUGAUCAGCACGUCCGAUGAUAAGAAAAUUUUUAUUUGGGAAUAUGGAUUACCAGUAGUUGUUAAAUAUAUAUCAGACGCUUCCAUGUAUUCAAUAACAUCUGUUUCAGUACACCCAAGUAAUAAUUUUUUUUUAUGUCAAUCUAUGAAUAAUGUAAUAACAGUUUAUGAAGCAACAGGAAAAUUUCGACUAUUUUCAAAAAAGACAUUCAAGGGACAUAAAAAUAUUGGUUACUCUAUUAAUGUUUCAUGUAGUAAUGAUGGAAAAUAUGUCAUCAGUGGAGAUAGUAAUGGAGGUUUAUUUAUAUGGAAUUGGAAAAAAAUGUCAAAUUUUAAAAAUAUCAAAGCACACAAAAAUGUGUGUAUUGAUUGUGUAUGGCAUCCUUUCAAGACAUCUAUGUUAGCUACAGCUAGCUGGGAUUCAUCAAUUAAAUUGUGGGAAUAA